UCCUAUCACACUUUUAUUAAAGCACUAUUCUUAGUGUACUUGAAUAGCUCUCUCUCUCUCUCUCUAUCUAGAGAAGUAAGAAUUUGUGAUUCGCUUCAUCUCUCUCUCUAUAGUAAUAGUUUGUACUAGGAGGCAGUAUGGGCAUUAGUUAUUGCAUCUUUGUUGUGGCCUUUCUGUAUACGGGGGCCAUGGCCUAUGCAAAUCUCUCUCCAAAUUUCUAUGCAUCUUCAUGCCCUGAUCUACUCUCUACAGUUCAAGAUGUGGUCUGCGAUGCUGUGAGCAAGGAAACGCGUGCUGCUGCAUCUUUGCUUCGCCUCCAUUUCCACGAUUGUUUUGUCCAAGGCUGUGAUGCGUCCGUACUGCUUGACGACACUUCAACAUUUACUGGAGAGAAGACCGCGCGUCCAAAUGCGGGUUCACUGCGCAGGUUCGACAUUAUUGAUGAGAUAAAAAAGCAGGUGGAAUGCAUCUGCCCUGGUGUCGUCUCUUGUGCUGAUAUACUCGCCCUUGCUGCACGUGACUCUGUAGUUGCGUUAGGUGGGCCUACAUGGACAGUGCCUCUAGGCAGGCGUGACUCAAAAACUGCAAGUCUGAGGUUGGCCAACAGUGAUAUCGCACCAGGGUCCUUCAAUCUCGGUCAACUUAUUUCAAAUUUCGCUAAACAAGGGCUUAAUCUAAAAGAUUUGGUGGUUUUAUCAGGGGCUCAUACAAUUGGUCUAGCUCGAUGCGUCACUUUCCGAGGCCGAAUCUAUAAUGACACCAACAUAAACCCGUCUUUUGCAAGGGCCCUGCAACGGAAGUGCCCACGAGUCGGGAACAACAACACUCUUCAACAACUCGACCUCGUGACACCAGACAUAUUCGAUAACUCGUAUUAUAAGAAUUUACAGUGCUUGAAGGGGCUUCUCCACUCUGACCAAGCACUCCUCAAUGGAGGUUCUGCAGAUUCUCUAAGCAAAACCUAUGCUGCUGACACUAAAACUUUCUUUGCAGAUUUUGCGCAAUCUAUGAUUAAGAUGGGGAACAUUAAGGUUCUCACAGGUUCUCAGGGUGAGGUUAGGACCAAUUGCAGGAAGGUCAAUUGAUAAAUGGGAUAUUUAUGAUAAGUUAUUUGCCCAAACAAACUAUUUAUGAUGAAUGGAAAAAUAAAGAGCUAAUGGGCACAUGUGUUGCCCUGGGUUUGUGAAUGUUGUGCUAUAUUACUGUCAGGUGCAAAAACAAAGAGCCAAAGGGCUCAUGUUUUGCCCUGGAUUUGUGAAUGUUGUACUGUAAUACUGUCAAGUGCGAAUUGCUCUAGUAGAAUUGCAAAUGGUGUUUUUAUUAAUGUUUGUGUUACAAAUUUCGGUGGGUUCUCUAAGAGACUCAAAUAUAAACAUAGUUAUUGGAGUAUUCAAUUUGAUUAA
Messenger RNA from Amborella trichopoda, 1403 nucleotides. RefSeq names its product cationic peroxidase 1. NCBI's taxonomy places the organism in Eukaryota, Viridiplantae, Streptophyta, Magnoliopsida, Amborellales, Amborellaceae. The record is from RefSeq and is a predicted model, not a curated record. Gene Ontology annotation, molecular function: heme binding; peroxidase activity. Gene Ontology annotation, biological process: response to oxidative stress; hydrogen peroxide catabolic process.